GGUGAUUAUCUAUCGACGCUAAUAAGAAUGCGAGAUUGCGUCCGUGCAGCUCUACUAAUUAGUUUACUAAGCCUCAGUGUGACAUCUCGAUCGGUACAGUAAGUUGUUCAGAAGCGAUUGCUUAGACGAGAACUGUUAAUCCUUUACCUCUGUGAUACCUGUGAUUAAUUGGACGAACAUUUUUCUUAAUAUAUCGAUUCGCCGACAUAAUGGAUGAUAUUCAACUCAGCAAGGACCAAAUUGCACAACUCAAAAUGGGAUUCGACGCGUUCGAUCCCGACAAGAAGGGGACCAUCUCCAGUGACACGGUCGGUACUAUUUUGGGCAUGAUGGGCAUGAAAAUUCCAUCUGACCAGUUACUAUUGGUCAUAUCAGAGUUCGACCCUUUCGGAUCCGGAGAAUUUAGUUUCCAAGAGUUCUGCGGCCUGGCGUCCCGAUUCAUGGAGGAGGACACCGACACAGAGGCGAUGCAGCAGGAACUACGAGAAGCUUUCCGACUGUAUGACAAGGAAGGAAACGGUUACAUCACCACCGACGUGUUCAGAGACAUUCUUCACGAAUUAGACGAUGCAUUGUCUCCGGAAGAGUUAGACAUGAUCAUCGAUGAAGUGGACGCUGAUGGCUCGGGAACGGUGGACUUCGAGGAAUUCAUGGAGGUCAUGACAGGCUAAAUUAUCACCUUGGCACGAGGCGGUCGCCACGAGAACGCAUACAAACGACGAUACCGCCUGUCCUAUACACGUGGAAGCUACGAUUUAUCGAGACACUGUUGGCAAAGUAUGAAGUUAAAGGUUCGUAGGUGAUGUCUGUUAGGGAGGCGAACCAGACGUGGAUAUAGCUGAGAAAGUAUUUCUGCCCUGUCCGUCGCCUUUGGACUCACAAUCGGCUAAAAUGUAUUUCUAUCUAUGCCGGAAUUAAACGGCAGCCACGCGGGCCCCUAGCGAGGCAUGGCUUCUAGAAACGGGUUUGUAUUGACGGAUAUAAGUUCACGUUUCCGCGAGUUUAUUGCACGGAAAAUAAACCGUGAAGUGGCUUUAACGAGCCGUCGAUUGAAAGGAGAUCGGCUAACAUUGGGUUAUAUUUUACGCGCGAUUCGAGAUUGCGAGGGAUUUACGAACUUCGUGCUUUGCUACGAUCCACUUUAACCAUCGUCAUACACAACACGACAAACCAAUGUAAUCAUACGAAUGUAAAUUUAAGUCUAAGCUAACUUGCGUAAGAUUGCGUGUAUAAUAAAGGAACAAGAAAAAAUA
Molecule: messenger RNA, 1253 nt
Organism: Eufriesea mexicana
Lineage: Eukaryota; Metazoa; Arthropoda; Insecta; Hymenoptera; Apidae
Gene: TpnCIIIb
Product: troponin C type IIIb
Exons: 5
Coding region: 210-671 (153 amino acids)
Cellular component (GO): myosin II complex
Molecular function (GO): calcium ion binding
Source: RefSeq, a predicted model, not a curated record